CACUCUAGUAUUAUUAACUAAUAAAAUAAACAAUAACAUAACCCUCGGAAAUCCUGCGAUGAACGCCGUGAUAGCGCUGUGCCACUUUUGCGAGGCGCACGGUCCCUGCGCCAUCUUCUGCACCCAGACGCUGCGGGACACGAAGCUAGAGGAUCUGUCGCUGGAGCAGCAGCAGCAGUCGCAGCAGAAGUCCUGCUCCUCCUGCAACUACUCGAUGGGCAGGAACAACAAUGCGAUCUACAGCAGGGACACGGAAAGCGGGGCCACCUUUGUGAGCACCAAGGUGGCCGUCCUGCCGGAGGUGGCCAAUCUGGUCAAGCAGGCGGCGGUCCUGAGUCUGAGCAAUGGAACGGAUGCCACUAAAGACGGGGAGUUUGUCUUCUUCGGCGACUCUGCCAGGGGUCACAUUUUGAGUCACACCUUCCGGCUGAGCGAUUUGCAGGCGCGCGGCUACUCGCAGCUCUUCUCCAUCAUUGUCCUGAUGAAGGACAAGUACUUUCUGCUGAACAUCAAGCCCUUCCUGGCGGAGCACCUGAAGAAGGUGUCCACGGAGCUGCAGGCGGCUGCCAGGAAGACCAAGGAGACCGAGGAGUCGACCUACUCGGAGCGACAGAGGCGUCUGUCGGGCGCCCAGUUCCUGAUGCACACCUCCCGCUCGCUGCUGGAACUCACAGGCGAGGAGCACAUCUUCGCCCAGCUGCAUUCGCACUUCUCGUGGCUGCUGCUUGCAGGAUCUAGAUUCCUCACCGAACACGUAACGUUUGGUAAUCUGCCGUGGCUGCCCCCGCAAAGCAGUGGCCGUCCUCCCGCCCAGCGACUCACCUACAACAGCUCCACGCUGCCCAUGAUCGAGAGCAUCGACGAUCCGGAUCUGGAGGAGUUCUUCUCGCUGCGACAUUUGAAGAGUGUGGUGCGCAAGGAGGAGUUCGCCACCGUUUGCUAUUGCGCCUUGACGGGCGUGAAGAUUGUGGUGCGCGGGGAUCCAAGGAAAACCUUCCGCUUUAUGGUCUGCCUGAAGAAACUCCUGCCCGAGCCCAUGCACAACCUGAUGCGAAUCGAUGCCCAGCAUCAGCACUCCAUCAGCUCCGAGUACAAGAUAAUAUCCGUUUCCAAUGAUAUAGCUGUGCCCAUGGCUAGUAACUCGGUGUUUCGCAUCGAUUUCCUGGACAAACACGUCAACGGACACGAGGUGUCGGUCAAAUGGCCGGGUGAGCUGCCUAGGAAAUUGCCAGAUCUCAUGGUGAAACUUCUGAAGGCGGUGGAGGAGAAGAACUUUACAGAACUAGUGCUGAACAAGCAGACCAAAGUGCUUAUAGAAGAGUGGAAAAACAAAGUGACCUGCCUCAACCAUGCCAAAUCCACCAGCGUCCAGGGCAAACUGAAGAAGGUGCUCGGCGUGCAGCCGCACGACCAACCAGUAAUCAACUACUGGGGCACGCACCUCCACUAGGAUAAGAGUUAUUACAUUCGUUUUCACCUUUUGGAAUAAAACCUUUUUAUUGCCGCGCUUCUCGAGCGACAGCGAGAAAAAUCAAUAUCUU
This is a messenger RNA of Drosophila takahashii, 1541 nucleotides long. It is a transcript of the gene BHD, whose product is annotated as folliculin. Gene Ontology annotation, molecular function: GTPase activator activity. Lineage: Eukaryota; Metazoa; Arthropoda; Insecta; Diptera; Drosophilidae. Gene Ontology annotation, cellular component: cytosol. Gene Ontology annotation, biological process: negative regulation of transcription by RNA polymerase II; positive regulation of TORC1 signaling; positive regulation of transforming growth factor beta receptor signaling pathway. The record is from RefSeq and is a predicted model, not a curated record.